GUCCUGAGACGGCGCCAAAAAAAUCCCCACAGCUCGAUUUUCUUCCGCUCGAUUCGGUAGCGGAGAGGCCCCAAUCCAGGGAAAAAAAUUCCCUGGAUUCGGUUUCUCUUGAUGGGUGUGGCUCUGAAGAAGAGAUCAAGGCGAUCAACGAUCUCCCUUUCCUCCUCUCGUUCCUCUUCUUCUUCUUCCUUCUCCUCCUCCAUCUCCUCUUACUCUUCCCUGGAGUCGAAUUCGUUCAUGAAAUCCAUUAUCUUCAAUCGCAGGAUGGCCCUAAUCCUAGCCGCAGUAUCCUUCCUCUCCUUGGCGACCUUGCUCUACGCCAAUUCCUCCUCCCGGCUCUCAGCCUCUCCCUCCCUCUUCUACUCCUUCGAGAUCGUCAAGGAGUUUCCCCACGACGAGACGGCUUUCACGCAGGGCCUCCUUUAUGGUGGAAAUGAUACAUUCUAUGAGUCGACUGGUCUUUAUGGAAAGUCCUCAGUUCGCCGGGUUCAUCUUCAGACUGGGAAGGUUCUAGAUAUUCAUCAUAUGGACAAAUCAUACUUUGGAGAAGGCCUAACGAUGUCUGGUGAAAGGUUGCUUCAAGUGACAUGGCUAACACAGACAGGCUUCAUCUAUGAUAAAAGUACUCUUAAUCAACUGAGAACAUUUACUCAUCAUAUGAAAGAUGGCUGGGGAUUGGCUACUGAUGGGAAUAUUAUAUUUGGGAGUGAUGGCACUUCAACUUUGUACAAGUUAGAUGCAAAUACCUUGAAAGGAAUUGGUGAAACCACUGUUAAGUACAAUGAUAUCGAAAUUUUAUACUUAAAUGAGCUUGAGUACAUUAAUGGUGAAGUCUGGGCAAAUAUUUGGAUGUCAGAUUGUAUUGCUAGAAUUUCACCUAAAACAGGAUCAGUGCUUGGAUGGAUUCUCCUGCAUAAAUUAAGGCAAAAUUUAUAUGCAUCCGCCCAUAAUGAAAUUGAUGUGCUGAAUGGUAUUGCAUGGGAUGCACAACAAAAACGAUUAUUUGUUACCGGAAAACUUUGGCCAAAGCUGUACGAGAUCAAGCUUCAGCCACUGAAGGAACAUUAUGAAGACAUUGUGAAUGUUUGCCAGCUGAGGAAAGCGGGCAAUGCUUACUGAACAAGCUCUACUCGGUGGGAUCCAAUUUUCGGUCCUGAGUUUUGAACAAUUUCUCAAUAUUGAAUCUCCAUAUUUCUAUUCAUGGGUGAGCAUUUGUUUCAACGUAGAUCUCCAUGUGAGGUUUAAAUACGUAUAAUGAUGGCAAUGCGAUGAAGAAACUGCACAAUA
Molecule: messenger RNA, 1287 nt
Organism: Nymphaea colorata (pocket water lily)
Lineage: Eukaryota; Viridiplantae; Streptophyta; Magnoliopsida; Nymphaeales; Nymphaeaceae
Product: glutaminyl-peptide cyclotransferase
Exons: 11
Coding region: 112-1119 (335 amino acids)
Molecular function (GO): glutaminyl-peptide cyclotransferase activity
Source: RefSeq, a predicted model, not a curated record